AAAAACAAGUGGUGGAAUUAGUUGGAAGGAGUAGAUUGUAUCCAGGAUCUCGAAUAUUGAUUACAACUAGAAAUAAAGAUGUUUUUCGAAUAAGUAGACCAAACUAUCAAAUCUUAGAAUAUGAAAUGGAGGUGAUGAGUAGUGAUUGUGCGCUUGAGCUUUUUAGUAGGCAUGCAUUUAACAAAGACUCUCCAUCAGAUGAUUACAAGGAACUUUCGAGGCAAAUCGUAUCUACCACUGGGAGACUUCCGCUGGCAAUUGAAGUAAUUGGUUCAUUCCUCUUUGAGAGAAGGCAACCAAUAUGGAAUGAAACAUUGGAUAAGUUAAGCAAAGCACCUCACGAAGAUGUUUUUGAAAAGUUGAAGAUCAGUUAUGAUGCCUUAACUUUCGAGCAACAACAAAUUUUCCUCGAUAUCGCAUGCUUUUUCAUUGGUGAGCAUAUGGCGAAUGCAAUUUACAUGUGGAAAGAUUGUGAUUUUUUCCCGGAUACUGGACUUGAUGUCCUAAUUAGCAUGUCAUUGGUAAAGAUUGUGGAAAAUGCAUUUUGGAUGCACGAUCAACUCAGAGAUCUUGGAAAGGAAAUAGUUCGUCAAGAAAAUCCAAUAAAUCCUACAGAGCGGAGUAGGGUAUGGAUUGACACGGAGGUCCUCGAUGCAAUAAGAACAAAGGAGAUGAAGAAGAACGUUCAAGCACUGGAUCUUUAUCUAGGCAAUAAACCUAAGGUCACUAUUAAAAGCAAAGAGAUUGGAAGAUUUGAACGCCUGAGGUACCUCAAAUUACAUUCGGGAACCUUCAGCGGUAACUUAGCGAAUAGUCUUACCAAUUUAAGGUGGAUUGUUUGGAGAUAUCCUCCUUGCUUGUUUCUUAAGCCAGCCAAUAUUUGCUUAAAAAAAGUGGUCGUUCUUGAAUAUUCAGACGAUCCCUGCAUGGAUAAUUCGAAGCUAUAGAGCUUAAUCAAGAUGGCAGGAAAAUUGAAAGUUCUUUCUCUUGCAAGGUGUUACAACAUAAAAAGAAUGCCAGACUUCUCCGGAUGUCCAUAUUUAGAGAGGCUUAGAAUCAAAACAUGUUAUAAUUUGAGGAAAAUUGGUGGCUCUAUUGGGAAGUUGGAGUUUCUAAUUGAUUUGAAGAUUAGCAAUUGCAAUUAUCUUGAAGAUUUGCCAAAAGAGAUUGAGAACCUUGUGAAUUUGAAGUACUUCUCUGUUAAAAAUUGUCCACUGACUCGAUUCCCAGAUUCUGUAUGGAACUUGAAAUCAUUACGGGAGUUGCACUUUGACGACGGACCAAAUAUAUGGGCUUUACAUAGUUCUAAGUUACCUAGUUCUGACAUUAGACUAAAUUCAUGGGAGUUACCUAGUUUGAUAAUGCUUCAGAAUCUACAAGUGCUUCGAAUCAGUCGUCUGGGUUUAAGAGGUCGACUUCCGUCGGCAAUAGGAAGUUUGCCUAUUUUAAGAAUCCUAUGCUUGUCAUACACUUGCAUUAGUGAAGUUCCGGAGACAAUAAAUCUGCUUCCUUGCCUGCAAACUCUCGAGUUGAUGAAUUGUAAUGAGAUUGAAGAACUACCAACACUUCCUACAAGUUUAACCAAUCUAAAAGUGUCAUCCAAAUCGUUACGGGUGGUCCCAGACCUUUCAAAUUUGACUAAUUUGGUUAUGUUGUACCUAUCUGACAACUUUGUUGAGAGACAAUGAGGUAAAUUUUAUCCUAGUGACUUAGGGUGGAUUGGGAGGUUAUCCAAACUGAAUCAGUUGGCCUUGGAACUUGACAAUGUCCCUGCUCCUUCUGAGUUGGCUUCCCUUUCUCAAUUAAAGACAUUGAAUUUGUCUAGUAUGGACUUGCGAUCACUCACACGACUUCCACCGUCUCUGCUAAAUUUAGUCCUUUAUGACUUAAAUUCAACCAUAUCACUCUCAUCCAAAUUAGAAAAUUUGUCAACAUUAGUUAUCUUUGGGUGUCGAUUACAAGAAAUUCAACUCGACGGGCUUCAACUUCAAAAUUUGGCGCAGUUGUCCCUGUAUGGUGGUGAAUCUGUGGAGAGAGUCGGGCUAUCAAACAUGAGUAAACUCAGAGACUUAAGCAUAAGUGGCUUAAAGCUAGUUGAGAUCCAAUUUGCUGGGGUGCUUGAAUCAUUGGAAAAAUUUUCCAUCAGAAGGUGCAAGUCCUUGGGAAGGCUAGCAUACGCGGGUGAAGUAGAGUCUGCUAAUGAGUUUAUUAUUGAGGAAGGGACCCUAAUUCUUCUGUCAAGAGUAUUAUGUAAG
This is a messenger RNA of Eucalyptus grandis, 2255 nucleotides long. Its product is annotated as disease resistance protein RPV1-like. Gene Ontology annotation, molecular function: ADP binding. NCBI's taxonomy places the organism in Eukaryota, Viridiplantae, Streptophyta, Magnoliopsida, Myrtales, Myrtaceae. Gene Ontology annotation, biological process: defense response. The transcript has 3 exons. Bases 126 to 947 code for a protein of 273 amino acids. The record is from RefSeq and is a predicted model, not a curated record.